This is a messenger RNA of Lotus japonicus, 1055 nucleotides long. Its product is annotated as ras-related protein Rab7. The transcript has 7 exons. Gene Ontology annotation, molecular function: GTPase activity; GTP binding. Gene Ontology annotation, cellular component: vacuolar membrane. Lineage: Eukaryota; Viridiplantae; Streptophyta; Magnoliopsida; Fabales; Fabaceae. The coding region runs from base 273 to 899 and encodes 208 amino acids. The record is from RefSeq and is a predicted model, not a curated record.
CUUUGGUUGUCAAAGCUCACAUGAUUCUCACCUGAAUCAUUCAAAUGUAGAAAAGGGGAGAGAAAAGCUAUGCCCCAAAAAGGAUGAUAUUGAUAUCAAUAUUCAUCAUCAUCAAUUAAGAAGAAUCAAGAACUUCCUAGAGAACUUGCACCCCUUUUCUCUGUUUCUUCUGCCAGAAUCCCUUCUUUUCCAAUAACUUUCACAUUUUUUCCAAAAGGAGAAACAUUUUUCUUUCUGCUUCUGCUACUAAUUACAUAUUCGGAGCCUCCAACAUGGAUAUUUCCCACAGAAAAAGAACUUUGCUUAAGGUUAUCGUCCUUGGUGAUAGUGGGGUGGGGAAGACAUCUUUGAUGAACCAAUACGUUUAUAAAAAGUUCAGCCAACAGUACAAAGCCACCAUUGGAGCUGAUUUUGUGACAAAGGAGCUACAAGUUGAUGACAAACUGGUGACCUUGCAAAUUUGGGAUACAGCAGGACAGGAAAGGUUCCACAGUCUUGGGGCUGCAUUUUACAGAGGAGCAGAUUGCUGUGUUCUUGUUUAUGAUGUAAAUAUACACAAGACAUUUGAUACACUCAACAAUUGGCAUGAUGAUUUUCUUAAGCAGGCAGAUACAAAUGAUCCUGAUGCAUUUCCCUUUGUAUUACUUGGGAACAAAGUUGAUGUAGAAGGUGGAAACAGUAGAAGGGUCACAGAGAAGAAAGCUAGGGAAUGGUGUGCUUCCAGGGGAAACAUACCAUACUUUGAGACCUCUGCAAAAGAGGGUUACAAUGUUGAGGAGGCAUUUUUAUGUGUUGCAAAAAUUGCACAGCAAAAUGAUCAUGACCUAGACAUUUAUUUUCGAGGAAUAUCUGAAACAGUUUCAGAAGCAGAACAACAACGAAGUGGUUGUGCAUGUUAAAGUUGCAGCUCUAGGAUAAAUGUAUUUUUAUUAACAUAAUAAUGUUCUUUUGGUACAAUUUCUUGAUGAAUGUAUUCUAAGUGUGUACAUGGAAAACCCUCUGAUUUCUUUUAACGAAAUUGUAAUUUUCAUGCUUGAACCAGAUCUUUCAUAUGA